UAUAUUACGGUACGGCGUUGUCGCGUGGACAGGAUAUUCCCGUGAUCCUCUGCACCAUCCCUUUCUCUUCCGGUUGUGUUCCGCGGACAGAAGAAGAUGGCAAAGUCCAAGAACCAUACCACCCACAACCAAUCUCGUAAAGCGCACAGAAACGGCAUCAAGAAGCCACGAACACACAGAUGCGAGUCAAUGAAGGGGGUUGAUCCAAAAUUCUUGAGGAACUUGCGUUUUGCCAAGAAGCAUAACAAGAGGGGUUUAAAGAAAAUGAAGGCAAAUGCAAUUGCCAACAGAAUGAAAGAAAAUAAAGAGGUGCCAGCUGCCCCAUUGCCAUAGACGAGAGCAACAGUCUUUGAGAAUUCUUGAUGACUUCUUAAUCACGUCUUGUUUCCAGUUUCAUACUGGCUUUGACUGGUUGGGGAUAUUUUUGUAAAUUAAUAAAUCCAGUUUGUUGAA
Messenger RNA from Erpetoichthys calabaricus (reedfish), 453 nucleotides. It is a transcript of the gene rpl29, whose product is annotated as ribosomal protein L29. Gene Ontology annotation, biological process: cytoplasmic translation. Gene Ontology annotation, cellular component: cytosolic large ribosomal subunit; ribosome. Bases 97 to 333 code for a protein of 78 amino acids. Gene Ontology annotation, molecular function: structural constituent of ribosome. Lineage: Eukaryota; Metazoa; Chordata; Cladistia; Polypteriformes; Polypteridae. The record is from RefSeq and is a predicted model, not a curated record. The transcript is spliced from 4 exons.